Molecule: messenger RNA, 425 nt
Organism: Cajanus cajan (pigeon pea)
Lineage: Eukaryota; Viridiplantae; Streptophyta; Magnoliopsida; Fabales; Fabaceae
Source: RefSeq, a predicted model, not a curated record
UAACUUAAACAAAGAAACGAAGCCAAAAUGUCUCCGAAAUACAUGUCCUUGUGCCUUCUAGUAAUACUAGGGAUGGUGAUCCUUCUGGCCACUACUUCCCUAGCAGAUCGUCGCACACUUUCGGUGGAGAAAUCCUCCGUGAUGGAUGACCAUGGCCAUUAUCACCAUCACUAUCCACCUAAAAAACACUGGCCUCCUACCACCCAAAAUGAACCUUCAAAAGUCGAAAACAAUGAGAUAGAGGAUGACCAUCAUCACCAUCACUACCCACCUAAAAAGCACUGGCCUCCUACCACACAAAAUGAGCCUUCGAAAGUUGAAAACAAUGAGCCACACACUAAGGUGGAGGAUGGCCAUUAUAAGCCUCCACACAAGCAUUAUCCUCCUUCAGGAAACUAACUAAUCUAGUGAAGCUGCUACUACCA